ACAGCUCGGCCCUCGGCGUUCGCGUCAGACGCAAUUCCGACACGGCGGCAGUCGUACGUUCCGCGAUCACACGCACACACCGCGACAUUUUUACCUUUUACACACUGAACACACCACCUUAACCACCACCAUCAUCAUCACCUCCACCACACCUACUCAAACCCUUACAGAACACCACACACUCACGCCGUCCCGAGUCCCGUUUUGUUUUUACGGUUGUUAUCAUUUUCGCGCGUUUUACACCAAUUAAUAAGAAAAAAAAUAAUUUUAACGUCGAUCGAUCGUCAAUCUUAGACUCAGUUUUUAUUUUUCUCUUUGACCGUCGCGUGUGUGCAUUACCUACUCUACAAAGAAUAUAUCGAGUACAAUAAAAUCAAGCAAAAAAUAAAAUCGAAAUAUCGCCGAAACGACUGUGCACGGACGGUCGACCGCCCUCACCGUCCCUGCAGUAGUGACCUGCCGUUGUCACCGAGUCUGCAAAUUACCGCCGUCGUUGUCUGGGAUCGAAGACACAAUACCGCUGAUCAGCUGCUGCAGAAACCGUGCCGCGCCACGGUAGUGACCACAUGUUGGCGCUGGUAGUGGUCGUCACGCAGCAUUACACCCACCCGGUUGAAUCGUGGAGGCCGUCGCCGUUGGAGGGUUGAAGAGGGCCCGAGGUGGUGCUUACAACGGACCAGAGGCCGCCGCCGCGACCCUCAAGAAGCUCAGACUGGACGCCGCCACAGCCGCCGCAGCCGCAGCCGCAGCCGCAGCGAUGAACAUGUCGCCAACAGGUCAUACGCCACCGCUGCAAGUCCAACAGCAGCAAGGACCUGGCAACGUGUCGGUCGACGGUCAGCAGUCCGUCGUCACUGGCAUGUGCAACAGCAUCGAUUCCGUCGGGCCCGGCGAGGAAGAGGUAAGGACGUUAUUUGUCAGUGGUCUACCAAUGGAUGCCAAGCCACGUGAACUAUACUUGCUGUUUCGAGCUUAUGAGGGUUACGAAGGAUCUCUGUUAAAAGUUACAAGCAAAAAUGGCAAAACGGCUUCGCCAGUGGGUUUUGUUACGUUCCAAACACGCGCUGGCGCCGAGGCUGCUAAACAAGAUCUUCAGCAGGGCGUCCGGUUCGAUCCCGACAUGCCGCAAACCAUACGGCUAGAAUUCGCUAAAAGCAACACGAAGGUUAGCAAGCCAAAACAGCCCGCCAACGCAAACGUCACGCCCAACACGCACCAAGGCCUGAUGCACCCGCUCACCGGACAUUUAGGCACCCCGUUCUUCACCGGCGCUCCAGCAGAGUUAUGGCAUCAUCCGUUGGCGUACGCUGAUAUGCCAACUGCAGCCACGGCCACGGCUCUACAACACGCAGCUCUCGUCCAUCCGGGGCUACAUCCACAUCCUCAACAGCCGACGUUGACGCUGGGCCCACAUGGCCUUCCGUUCCUGCCCUCCCCCGCACUGCCCUCGCCGCCCAACCAGCAGCAGCCCCAGCCGCCCUGUUCCACGCUGUUCGUCGCCAACCUUGGGCAGUUCGUGUCUGACCACGAGCUUAAAGACAUUUUCGCCAGGGAGUAUGCUGGCCAAAAGAAAUUGGACAACGUCAAUUUCACGUAUACUCACAUGCAGUUGAACAACACCUGACAACUACAAGAUAGACCACCAGUACCUGCCCAAGUCUAGAAAACUCGCGACACGACAAAAAUAACCUCCCAAAACCCUAAAGAAAAAAAUCUUAUUUAAAUUGAUUUGAAUUUGAAAAAGAAAUAUUAUUAAAUAAUUGCUAGCUUAAAGCUUCUUAAGCUGUUGUACAAAGCAGUUACAAUUUCCUUGUACGCCUGUAGUGUUUAUAAAACAUACCUAUUCAUCA
Molecule: messenger RNA, 1850 nt
Organism: Melanaphis sacchari
Lineage: Eukaryota; Metazoa; Arthropoda; Insecta; Hemiptera; Aphididae
Gene: cpo
Product: protein couch potato
Exons: 8
Coding region: 758-1624 (288 amino acids)
Molecular function (GO): mRNA binding
Source: RefSeq, a predicted model, not a curated record